Messenger RNA from Podarcis lilfordi (Lilford's wall lizard), 13819 nucleotides. NCBI's taxonomy places the organism in Eukaryota, Metazoa, Chordata, Lepidosauria, Squamata, Lacertidae. The record is from the annotation of a GenBank genome assembly.
AUGGAAGAAAUAUCAGAUGCAAUCAAGUGAGAAUCAGCUUGAGCAGUGGUGACAUUAUAGAUAAUUAUGGGUGAUAAUGUGGCCUGGACUGCUUUAACAAAUGCUUCUUCUAAUCAGAACAGUGAAUCUUCUUCAAUGCACUGCUUCCAGUUUAGAUUAUGCACCACUGAAUUCACUAGGAUUCAUUUCUGAGUACAUGCAGUUAGGAUUGCAGCUUUACAUCCCAGAAUAAGGAAUUCUGUGCUCAUGAUGCAUAUUCAUAUGCCCUAACCUCAGCAAGCGAGGAGCGCAUGUUAAAUUUUAUUCUCUUCCUCCUAUAUCCUUCAAGUUAAGGGCAGCCUUAACACUCUGGAAGAAGCUGAGUAGUCAUAGCACAUCCAUACUUGGAGUGAAGACUCUGCUGCUGAUGGCAUACCUUUAAGCAAUGGUAAAGACUUCCACUGGGUAUUCCGAGAUUCUGAUGUUUUGACAGUUGGGCAGUUGUUAAAGAGAGUUCUCAGAGAUCCACUCAGAAGGAAGUUCAUCCUUUUUUUACAGAUCUCAUAUACCUGGUAAUUAUUUUAAGAAUUUUAUCUUCUCCAAUAAAUUCAUGUGAGAUGGCUCUCUUACAAUAUAGUUACAACCAAUGACUACGCUAAGAAAGAUCACCUCUGUAAACUAGCUACUGUACUUCCAGGGACACCACUGGAGCUUGUUAUGCCAGGAGUCAACCUUGCAGGUGAAUUUGCCUCUGGGAGGGGGGUACCUUAGUGAGGCUCUAGAAAUGGGGAAGGCAAUCUGCAGCCAUUGGAUUAAUUUCACAAAGGUGGAAGAAACCCAGUAAGAAAGAAACUGUUUUAGGUCCGUCCCCCCCCCCAAAAUGCUGCUCUUCUGUCCAUUUAAAUCAGGAAUGGGGAAACCUGUGGCCUUUCAGAGGUCACUAUGCUCCAACUCCCAUGAGUCCCAGGCAGCAUAGCCAAUGGUUAAGAAUGAUGGGUGUUGUAGUCUGGCAACAUCGGGAGGGACACAGGUCCCCCACCCCUGACUUAAACUGUUUUAGGGUAUUGCGAUUUAUAAAAUUAAUAUUAUUAUAUAGUAGUAAGGUUGAACACAAGGGAUGCAGGUGGCACUGUGGGUUAAACCACAGAGCCUAGGACUUGCCGAUCAGGUCGGCGGUUCGAAUCCCCGUGACGGUGUGAGCUCCUGUUGCUCGGUCCCUGCUCCUGCCAACCUAGCAGUUUGAAAGCACGUCAAAGUGCAAGUAGAUAAAUAGGUACCGCUCCGGCGGGAAGAUAAAUGGCAUUUCUGUGCGCUGCUCUGGUUUCACCAGAAGCAGCUUAGUCAUGCUGGCCACAUGACCCAGAAGCUGUCUGCAGACAAACGCUGGCUCCCUUGGCCUAUAGAGCGAGAUGAGCACGCAACCCCAGAGUUGUCCAUGACUGGACCUAACGGUCAGGGGUCCCUUUACCUUUAAGGUUGAACACACCUAGCAAAAUGCUGAUUAUUUCUUAAAUUAAGCAUCUGCUGGUAGGCGGUAAGAAAAAAUAAGAAUAGAAAGCUUUAAUAAGAAUAAAAAGUGAGUUUUUAAAUGUUUUAAUUUUGUAAACUGUUGCCUUUCCCAUGUUGUGAGCUCCAAAAUCAGAUUUCCUGCAGUCAGAAUACUUACUGCCAGUUCCUGCCCACAUGUCUCACAGUGACAUAACAUAGCCAUUAUGUGCCUUCCGCAGGUCAAAGAAAUCAAAGUACUUUUAAACCCCCACUUCCAUGCCACCAGAUAUGGGAGCUGAGGUUUGCAAGGCUCUGGAAAGUGUCUAUAGCUGAAUACGAUAAUAAACCAAGGGUGAGUGGCCAUGGAGGUUUGUAUCUCAUUAUCUUGCUGGGUUUGUAAACACGUUACAAGGAUGAUUCACUUUUAAGCCUUUCCACCAUUCAUCUCAACUCUACCCAAAGAUGGUGCCUUACACUCUGGAAACUAAUGACAUGUGAUUUCAGAAAUAAUUUGUUUUCAUCUGUGUAUAUAUGGCAUUGGAAUUGUGGAAAGGCAGACAUAAACUUCUAGCUGUGCAUUUUAUAAGCGACAAAGAAGCAAUGCAUUACUCCAGUUUCAGUAUAAAUGUAAAGUUUGAUGUUGCUGUGAACACUAGAAGCAUCACCAGAUUCUGCGUUCCCCUCAGCUGGCACUUUUGUUUACUUGGCAACAAGGUCUUGGAUAAGUAAACGCUACUCUCCAGAUUCUGAUUCUAGAAUUCUAGGAUUACCAUCGUGGCCUGUUCUCUAAUUUGUUGUAUUUUCUUCUCAAGCAUGACACGUAGGUAGGCUCUUAAGAAACAUGAGAAAUUCCCUAAGUGUUGAUUGGUGUGCAGUUUUAUUCCAAAUUGAAGUAAAAAAUUGCUCUAGGUUUUACAUGUCUAAUCUGCCAUAAGCAAGGAAGUAAACUAGAAGGCUGGUCUCAAAGUUUGUAAUCCCCUGAGAUAUUGCUUCUCAUCCUUCUUAACUCCUAAUCCCACCCACUUCUGUGGGCCAGGACAGCUAUCAGUGCCCAAAUCCUUCUAGUAUUCCCCACCAAGAGAGAUAUCACACAUUCGGUUUCAUUCCUCUCAAUCUUUCCCCAUCCUUGCUUCAGCUAUGCAAUAUCCCACCUGUUCAGUGUCCUCAGUUCCUCGGCAGCUGGAAAGCAGGUGGGAGUUUGCCACAUGAAGGCUGUCCCUUCAGGCGGAGAAGUACGGCAUUAUGAUUCUGCCCUGCAGACUCUUAUCCAUCACCAGGAUCAGCAAACAUUCUUUCCCCCCUUGUACACCUAAGUCCAGGUUGCUUCCGCCCAGCAGGUACUAUCUUCACAAGUAACUUAAUACUGGUCCUAUUUACUGUAUCAGGAACUGUCUGCUUUGCCCUUGCUACAGCUGGCCUAGAAACAAGAAUUUAGCAGAAUUUGUAUAAUGGCAUCCUCAUUCUGGGGGAAAGCUUUCCUUUCUGCAACCUUUGCUGCUCACAUUGAAAGCAAAACGAGGCCUGCCACUAAGAAAAGAAACGUUGGCAAAAGUUUAUCAGGGCCAGUGUGUGUGUGCACGCACAUUCAUCAUGACAGUUUUUUAAAUAAAAAAUGCAAUUAUUUCUCAAGUAGCCAUAUUUCUGCCAUUAAAUAUAAACAAAUCAGAAAAGGUGUUGCUUUGGGCAAACGAUUCCCCCCCCCCAUUUAUUCCAUAUGUAAAGAAGCAAAAAUAGUGAUUUGCUGCACAAAAUGCAUGUGAGGGCAAAUCAGUUUGCAAAACUUCAGAGUGCUUGAUAAACUAGGAUAGGGUACUCUAUUUGGAGCUAAAUUCCCAAGACUGUAUUUUAGAAUAAACUGCAAAAGUUCAAGGGGUCCGUCGCUUUUCUUCCACAUCUCUGUUUUGUCUCUUAAAAACUCUUAAGUCUUUUUCUCUCAGCGAGGAACUCUUCCCUAUUAAUGUCAUAGUCAUGAUCAUUAUUUAGUUGACAUUCAUAUUUAUCAUUCAAACGAUUCGAUGGAGUAAGGAAGGCAUAUUUUUCAGCAAGUUCAUGAAGCUGUUGAGAUCUCUUGGUGAUUUCUUGGAUCACUCUGUUCAGUGAAAGAAACAUUUCUCUCUUCAACUCAGCUUCACGACAAUUCAGCAUCAUCUCAUGAUUCUUCACCUGCCAACAGUUUCUUCUUUCUACACUGACAAUCCAUGACUAUACCCAGAUCAUCACAAAUUUCUUUUGUGUAAGCUACUGAAUUGUUAACUAAUUUGUCUCUAUUUUCAGUUUAAAAUGCUUUUAAAGCCUUGAGCUUCAUGCCACAUUGUUGUACUGUAUAUUCGGUCCUUUGGUUUGGAGGUAGACCUGUGUGUUGUUAGGUUCUAGAAGGAUGGAUUCCGAAAGCACAGGAAGGAAAACGAUUGAAAAGUAUCAGGCAGCACGCCAUCAUCUGACCUGGUACUUUCUUCUUCACCAGUUGAAUGCACUUCUACAGCAUUUAAUAUUUGUGAGUGGUUCUUUUUUACAACUCACAGCAUCUCCCUGUGCAUUCCACUGCGUUUCAACUACACGCAUGACACUUUUGACCGGUGACUGAAGUCUUGGUGUGGCUUUGCCUUUUCCUAUUUUUGUCUUAGAAGGAGAGGCCAUCUCUCUAUGGAAGAGUACCUGCUUUAAAUGCAGAAGGACCAAAUUUAAAUCUGGCAUUUUCUCCGGAUAUGGCUUGGAAGCCUCCCACCUAAAACCUGGCAGGGCAGCUUUUAAAACGAUAACUGAUUACAUUGGGCUCAGUGCUUUCACAUCCAAGUCCAGCUUUCCCACCAUCUGAUAACAGAUAAAUUGCUAUUGUUAUUACCUGCCCUUCGCCCUAAGGUCCUAGGAUGGGUUUCGUGAAUUAAAACACUAUGUAAAAACAGUUUAAAAGGACCUGUUGCAUGGAUCGACAGUGCAAACUUAAACCAUGUCUACUCAGAAAUAAGUUCUGUUGUAUUAAAAUGAGGCUUGUUCCCAGGUAAGAAGGGCUAGAAUUUGCUUUCCUAAUACGGCAAGAAAAUGUGUUGGGGCCGGCAUUACAUUCUCCUUUAAAUGCAACUUUUGUUGUUGUUUAGUCGUUUAGUCGUGCCUGACUCUUCGUGACCCCAUGGACCAGAGCACGCCAGGCACUCCUGUCUUCCACUGCCUCCCGCAGUUUGGUCAGACUCAUGUUGGUUGCUUCUAUAACACUGUCCAAACAUCUCGUCCUCUGUCGUCCCCUUCUCCUUGUGCCCUCAAUCUUUCCCAACAUCAGGGUCUUUUCCAGGGAGUCUUCUCUUCUCAUGAGGUGGCCAAAGUAUUGGAGCCUCAGCUUCAGGAUCUGUCCUUCCAGUGAGCACUCAGGGCUGAUUUCCUUCAGAAUGGAUAGGUUUGAUCUUCUUGCAGUUCAUGGGACUCUCAAGAGUCUCCUCCAGCACCAUAAUUCAAAAGCGUCAAUUCUUCGGCAAUCAGCCUUCUUUAUGGUCCAGCUCUCACUUCCAUACAUCACUACUGGGAAAACCAUGGCUUUAACUAUACGGACCUUUGUUGGUAAGGUGAUGUCUUAUUAUGCAACUUAUUAUUAUUAUUAUUGGGGAAUGGAGGAAUCCCGCAAGCCCAGGUGAGCUUUGAACUGGGUCAGUUUUGGAGGAUUGUGGCACGAUCCCACUUACAGCGGUGGGAGACGAGCACCUAUUACAGCAAGAGCCUCUUUCCUCGGACAGCAGCCGAGUCGGUCCAUCACCCACCUACAACACCCGUUAGUGCCUCCGAUGUGAUCGGACCCCUUGCCUGGAUUAGUUCGUUUUGAAUGAAGCUGCAGUUUGGGCGCUUCUUGAAAUUGCCCCGCAGAAGCGGAGCAGCAGCAGCAGCAACAGCAGCGCCGAGAGGGUCGGGACAGGGGAGAGGGGCUCGGGCGGCGGUAGCCUUGGCGCUGGUUUCAGAGGAAGUCCACGGGCGGACAGACGAAUGAAUGAUUGAGCGAGCAGGACUCCCCCGCGCGAAAAGGAGCGCGGGAAGGCUGCUGCACGCAAAGAAGCGAAAGGGCUCCUAGGUGUGCGCGCGCGUGCGCAAUGCGGCGCCGGCGUGUAAUCUCCCCCUCCUCCUCCUCUUGCUCUUGGGAUCUUCCAUCCAGAGCAGGAUCUGCGGGGGAGGGAGGGAGGGAGGAGGAGAGAAGCGGCUAAAGGGCGGGGAGAGCACCUUCUCGCCCUCCACCAGCUACACGGCGGGGAGCGAGAGGGGGGGCGGAUAUGCAUCUCACCUCCGCCCUUCCCGCCAGACUCUAAGUUCAACAUUGGGGAACUGGCGGCGGAGGGAGGGGAGGGGGGCGCGCAGAGAGAUAAGUUUAAAUGCUCCCCCUUCUGCCUGGGCUGCAGUAUUUUUCCAGCAAGAAAUAGCUGGAUGCCGGGUAGGACAAAGGCUGGGGAUCCCGGUUUGGAGGGCGAAGAGAGGCAAAAAGGUAAGCGCUGCGUGGGCGGGCGCCGUCUUCGCACUUUGUGGGGAGUUGCGGACUGCGGGGGGAGGGGGGAGUGUCGUGCAACUUGCAGUUAUGGCUCUUUUCAAUUAAAGGUAGCCUGCCUUUAAACAAAGAAGUUGUGCAGUUAUGAGUGCUCGAGCAGACCGGGAGUGGGGGUGGCCGAGAGGGAAGAGAGAGAGAGGUUUGUUCCCAAAUCUUUGGAGGUGGUCAAGCCUUGGUGAGAGCUCUGCAAAGAAGUGAUCGCGGCGAGGAAGUAGUAGAUCUCUCAGGUGCCCUCCCUUCGGAUGGGCUGGUGCACAUGGAAGCGUCCUUGGCGGCUUUUCUGCAAAAGGAAAGGGCGCGGGGAGGGGGAGGGACCCGUCUUGCAGGUAAGGCAGACCUGUGGCCGCCGAGAUUCCUUGGGCGACUGUGCAUGGAAAUCUGCAAUUUAAUAAAGCGGGGAGAAAACCCGGGUGUUUGAUAGAAGUUCGCUGGACUGAAUUGGACCCCGGUAGAAAACGUGGGUGUAAUUGCCCUUUCCCCUUACCCUCUCUCUUUUGGCGGGGGGAGGAUGUUACAACUAAAAGGUCUCAGCCAAAAGAACUUAAUAACAGCCAGAUCCCAUGCAGGGACAUGUGCCCUGAAGCCUCUUGAUUUCCGUAGGAUGGGGCUGUUAGGCUACAACCCAUAAACAACUUGACUAGGUAGAAAAUGUUGGUUAGUCUGGUUCACUGUUUAUUUCUCCCUACCUAGGUAUUGCCUUUCCCCCCAGACCAGAUUUUGGAUGGGAAGUCUAAAGAUGGAAGAGCCAUGGUGGAAAGGAGACCUUGCAGCAGAGAUUCAUCAGACUUUGAGGUUGAAGGUCAGUUAGCCUCCCUGUCUCUGCACUCUUACCUGCUCUGCCUUUGCUGUGUCCAAAACUUUUUUCCGUGGUGGUUGAUUCUUACAGUGAAAGACUGCAGUCCUCAAUGCACUUUAAAUGGGAGCAAGUUAGAAGUACAUUGCACCUUACACCUUAGGUUGCGCUGUAUGGAAGAAAGAUACUGAAUAGGUCGUCUUCGUCGUCGUCCCCCCAUCUACCUCUAGAAGAAAGCAAUAUGUAAUUACUCUGGACUCCAUUGUUAGUGUUGAUUCCUAUCCUGCUCCCAUGUAGUGUGCUGUUGGAAAACAAAACAAAAAAAAUCUUAAAUUGAUACAUUCAGCCAAAUUAUUUUUCAAGGUGGAUGAGAGCCUGAAUUGCAUGCUAAAAAGAUUGGCUCACUGUCUUCAACUCUCUUGCAAAAGCUGAUAAGUAGUCACUGUAGAUUAAAGAGGGAGUGAAUAUAUACCAUAUUUUUGCUCUAUAAGACUCACUUUUUCUCUCCUAAAAAUUACGGGGAAAUGUGUGUGCGUCUUAUGGAGUGAAUCUGCGCAGCGAUCCCUCUUGCUGUUCUGGCUUCUGAGAUUCAGAAUUUUUUUUUCUUGUUUUCCUCCUCCAAAAACUAGGUGCGUCUUGUGGUCUGGUGCGUCCUAUAGAGCGAAAAAUACGGUAGUUUAAAGCAGGAGACUGAGGCCCAGUCCUAAAUACAGUUAUUUGGAGUCAACUGGAUUUGUUUGCAAGAAAAUGUGUGGUUAGGAUCAGCAGCUUUUAUGGAAAAGAGUGUGGUGACGCAGACAGGGAAGAGGGCCAUAUGAAAGCAACUUUUCACUGGGGACUUGAUUAGGACACAUUCAUUCUAAGAAGGAUAUGUGUGAAAGGGAUAUUGCCUUGCAAAUGGGUCAGCGAGUUGAGAUAAAGCUGACAGUAUAGGUUUGUCCUGAAUGAGCCCCCUCCCUGAGCGUAUUCAGUGAUGCACCUUUCUGAGCUCCUAGAGCAUGAAAUAUAUACAUUUACAAGGAAAUGUCUCUCAACUGUGUUAAAUUCCUUAUUAGUUCUAGUGAAAAUCCUUGCUUUAAUAUUGCGGGUGCUGUGCACGUGUGCUGGUCUGAAGUGGUUACUGCGGUGCUGUUCCUUGCAAGCCUGCUUGCUCAGGUUCCUGUCCUCCACUCUGCAGUCAUACCUCGGGUUGAAUGUGCUUCGGGUUGAGCGCGUUCAAGUUGCGCUCCACGGCAACCCGGAGCUUGUUACUUCCGGGUUUUGCCGCUUGCACGUGCGCAGACGCUCAAAAUGACGUCAUGCGCAGAAGCGGCGAAAAGCAACGCGCGUGUGCGCAGACGUGCCAUCGCUAGUUACAUUUGCUUCUAGAUGCGACCGGGGCUCCGGAACGGAUCCCAUUCGCAUCUAGAGGUACCACUGUACCUAGCUUUUUGUCCUGUCCCUCCUCCGUGAGAGAUGUUUCCUCUGUCUGGGGGUUUGUUCCCAUGUCUUGGCAAAGGCAGUGUUUUUGGAGGGAGGGCCUUGAACAGGUGUCAAGCAUGACUUGGGGGAAAUGUGUCUUAGGUUCAUAUUCCUGCUAUUUGCAAGUAUGGAGGGGGUGUCUGCAUGUCUCAAAUUAACCAAAAGCCUUGUGGCACUUGAAAGACUUAAAAAAAAUUAUUAUGGUGUUAGCUUUUGUCAACUACAGCUUGCUUCACUAGAUGUAUGACGCAUUAUCCUGAGUUGACAGGUGUAUAUGCACAUGGAAAGAAAGAAAGAAAGAAAAAGAGAAAGGAAGGGGUUAGCCAUGAAGUUAGAGGGAAAUGGAGAUGUCGGAAAUACAGGUGGUGAUAAUUAUGUUAAAGUGUGGAUGUAUGUAAAAUCUUUAGUGAUCUUUCACAAAGCAUUGUUGAGGAUAACAUACACAUUCUGACGUGGGUAUGCCUUGAAGCAUGAGGGUAAUCUAAGAAAUUGUCAUAAACACAAUGGAAGAUCUUUUCACAAAAGGAAAACUAGUAAUUCUCAGAACCCUCCACCAGCCCACACAAAACAGGCAAUAGCAAUAGGCUGCAGGGCAUAUAUUUCUCACCCCUCCUACACCUUCCUUUGGCUUGUAUUUUUCCAUUGUUCAUUGUGUUCUUUGGUUACAAUUGGAAUAUGUCAAAGUGAAUAUACUUGUUCAAGGUGAAAUUUACACAGGAAAAGUAACUUGAAUUGUUGUGUGUUUUCUUUGGAAAGAAAAUUAUGUAUAGCUUUGUCUUUGUGUGUAACUUAUAUAUAUAGCUGAAUGAAAUGCCACAAUAGACGGUUGCCCUGGGUCCUUUUAAAUCCUGGGAAAUAAUGAGCAAAUGUCAGGAUUUCAUGAUAAUUUGAUUUUGUUAUCAUUUGGCACACCUGUCCCUUCUCAACAUUAGAUAUUUAGGAUGGUUUGCCAAGAGCAGGGGUCAGCAACCUUUUUCAGCCAUGGGCCGGUCCACCGUCCCUCAGACCAUGUGGUGGGCCAGACUAUAUUUUUUGGGGGGGAAAUGAACAAAUUCCUAUGCCUCACAAAUAACCCAGAGAUGCAUUUUAAAUAAAAGCACACAUUCUACUCAUGUAAAAACACACUGAUUCCUGGGCUGUCCGUGGGCCGGAUUGAGAAGGCGAUUGGGCUGCAUCUGGCCCACAGGCCUUGGGUUGCCUACCCCUGGCCAAGAGCAACAAAAGCCCCUGAGUGUCUCAGCUAGCCAGAGAAAAAUUCUUAUCCAAGGGUUGGUUCACUUGUGUUUCCCACAUGGCAUACACACACGGCAGAGAGCUGCCAGCCAAUCGAAAGAGAGUAUCCCACACUAGUAGUUCGUACUGUAUGUGUAUUUUAAGACACACACAUUCUAAUUUUUAACCUGUACACAACAAAAAAUACCACCUGUGAAUUGGCCCCAAGGCUUGAAGGAGAGAGUUAUGUAAUACUUGGUUGUCUUUAAGCUGCUACUUUUUAUAUAUACCAUACUUUUCCAUGUAUUGGACGAGGUUUAUGUAAAAAAACAACAACUGGGGUCGUCUUAUACAUGGAUAGUGGGUAGGGGUGACAGGUGAUUGGUUGCAGCCACGAGCUGCAGAUUGUCUUUGGUGUGUGAUUGGUUGUUCUUUCAAGGGCUGCUUUGGAUUGGCUGCCGCUGCGUCAGUUGUGCUUGCGAUUUCCUUCCGCUGUUGGCGAUUGGGCAGCCACUUGUUGCAGAUUUGAGUGAUUGUCAGUGAGUGACAUGAGUGAUUGUAACCAUCGGGUUAUUUACUGCACUCCCCCCCCAAAAAAAAAACACAACAACUUUGUGCCAUUUUCUAAAUUUGCCAUUUUCUUAUACACGGGGGCGUGUUAUACAUGGGAAAAUACGGUAUAUGAAGGAUAUAUCAUCUUAGUUUUGUAUAUGUAACCCUUUCUGACAUCAAACAAGAGGAUGGAGGCAUAUGUUGGGGGGGGGAAUCCGUUUGUUUUUCAAAAAACAGUAACAACCACACACUUAUUUACAAUAAUGAAUGAGAUACAGUAAAACAACGGAGUCCAGCAGCUCUCCUGGAUUCUGAAAAAAGAAUCCCAUCUCUGCUAUUCUUCAACUCUAGCCUUGUUCAAGCAUUAAGUUUCCCUCACAUAAGGAGGGCAGUGGUUUCCCCCCUCCAUGGACCACUUGAAAAUUGCUGAGGGCCUCGCUUAAUGAUAUUUCUGUCUGUUGUAGCAAUUGUAAUGAGCUUUGCUAGGUGCUGGAGGAUUUUUAAUGGUCUUUUACUUGCCACUUGUGUUAUAUAUCAAUUGUAUUCCAUGGGUUCAAAUUGCAAUACAAAAAUAUACAGUGCAAGUAUAAAAGAAGCAAGAAAAAAUACAAAUAAAAAAAAUCCUUAUCAGCAUUUAAUGUGAUGGCUGUGCCAUUUCCUAUCUUCAACCCAAAUCCGUAAAUAUGGUAUGGAUCACCUGAAUGAAACUCAUUGGAAACAGUUUGUGAACCCCUGGACUCGUGACGUCAUGGCGCUGUGUCCAUCCGCACUGCACUCUGUGUGUGGAAUGGCAAACUGUCUGGUUCCUAAAUUGCACGAGGAACCUCUGCAAAUACAGUUUUAGGCAUGUGAACGGCAGCAGCGACAGACAUGGGGUUGGGGGCAGGCAACUCUUCCUCCUGUCAUCGCAUGAGGGAGAGGGACUCCACGCCUGUUUCAGGGUCUAUCAAGGCAUGGCAACAGUCUGGGCUGAGUUUCACAAAACUUUGAAGCAAGUAGGGAUUGGUAAGGUUUACAUUGGAACUUAAUCCUUCAAAAGCCACCGUGUAGUUAUUCCAGGUAAGUGGACUGGUGACUGGAGACAUCAGAAGGCAAACAAAACAAUGUUUUCAAGUGGCAGCAAUCUGGGGGAUCAAAACUUGUUCAUAUACACGUGCAAUGUGUAGGGCAUUCGGUUCAUUUGUAUGUGCUUUUAAGCCUGCUUUUGUGCCUUAUGCUUUAUUGUACAGUAAACACAAUCUUUUUCCGGUAACCCACAAGCAGUGUCGGCUUUAAAUAAUGCAAUAUAUUUACGUAGGAUGCCUUCUUUUACCCAAAUUGCUAUGCCCCACUAUGGCCCAAGCUUUUUCUGAAAAAAGUUGUACCCCACCCUACUCCACAUCGUACAAUUUGGAACAAAUUGUAGGCCAUACGCCAUUUGACAUAUGGCUCCUUCCUUGCAUUUGCAAAAUUAAGUUCACAUCCUCAAAUAGAAAGGAUGGGUUGCUGGCUCCCCAAAUGUACUGUGCUUCUGAAUGCAACUUUAGAGAGGGAUCGAGUCGUUAGAAAUUUUGGAAGUGGAAAAGACAACAUUGUUGCUGUUGUUUAAUAUUCCAAGCAAAUGUUCCAAGACACACUUCUGACUAGAAAUAUUGCUCUGAAAUUGAUUCUUAGGCAUAUUUCACUGUAUUUGGCAAAGGAUGACGUCCUUCCGUGUCAGCUUGUCGUGCAACAAACUUACUCUUGCGCUCCUGGGCUUUUCCUCCUCCCCUUCAUUCAACACCAGAUCUCUUCUUGAAGAUUUGGCAGCCCUUCAGAGCAGAUGUGGGCAGCAGAGGGAGGGAAAUCUGUGUUGUGUUCCCUGGCGCAGUCGGUGUUGGAUAGUGCCUACAGUAUUUAUUGAGUGCCCAGCACAUGAUGUGAUGGUGUCCAUAUUGCUGAGAUGAGAAACCUGUGGCCCUCUUGAUGUUGAACUACAGCUCCCAUCAUCCCUGACUGCUAGUCAUACUGGCUGGGGAGUGAUGGACUCCGUUGUUUUACUGAGGAGUGAUGGAAGAACGAUGCCCAGUCCUGUACCAAAUGGCGUGUCAAUACAGGUGGCGGCCAUUUUGCGUGCGUUCAGUUGAUGUGUGAUCUCGGAUGCACAGGUCAUUUUGGAAAGAGAAUGUAGGCACAUGGUUUCUAUGUUGUGGUCCAUUGUCGGCCUACAGACCUAAGCUGCUUACCAAGCCAUCAGGUGCAACAUGCCUCUCGUUGAAUCUACUGUAAUUAUACUCUUAUUUGGUAAAUAUUUAUUGUAAAUGAAGAGUUGUGUCCAUGGGGUGGGGUGUAAAGGUGGUGUUUUGAGUUGUUCAGUGAGCAGUGUAGAAUUCCUUGCUAGCUGGAGGACGGGGUGUUUUGGUUUUAGGCAACUUUUCUGGAAAGCUGGAUCUUUCAAAUACAGCCAGCUCAAAACUCCAUCCCUGACUGGGAUGUUUUUAAAACCUUCAUCUGGAAUCUGCUGAGGUCAAAUGAGAUGUUGCCUCUUGGAACAAGACUGGAGGCUUCCAUCUAAUAAUUGUUAUGUUAGCUUGUGAAUGGGCCUUGUGUCUAAACAGACAGAUAAGCAUGUUUGCCUGAGGAAAUGGGUCCUCUUCACCUUCACAUAAAUAUUUACAGUGCUGUCCUUUUAUGUAAGAGGUCUUAUCUUGCAGUUGGUUAAGAAGUAAUUCAUGAACUGGCUUAUCCUUUGAAAAACUAAUUUCAUCCCAUUUUCAUACUUUUAAUACAGUGGACCUGUAAGUGGGCUUCAGCUUUAAAUUUCUUGUCUGGGCUGCAAAUUCAUUUUAUGCAGUUUGAUUAAAUAGUGCCCAAAAAUGACUAUGUAAGUCAUUGAAAAGUUAUUGACUUGUUCUGAACCUGUAAAUGGGUGGUUUCUAAAUUCUUUACUUGGGAGAGCCAACAAUGGAAGAUAAACUUUUCUUUCGAAUUUGCCUUUGGAUUCCAACCUUCUGCUGAAUUUGCCUCUAGGCCAAACAAGACCUGAAGCCAACUGCUUGAGUGCCUAAAUUAACAUGUCUUAGGUUUUCUAGUGUAAGUAGCAGCUGUUGGGGCCCUGAGCAGGAUUGAGAUGUUUAAUCCAAAACACACGGGGGGGGGGCAGACGCUUUUCCCAGGUCUAAUAGGUGUGACACAGUUGUUAAUGAAAAAUUAAUUGUACACCUGUAGGAUUGGUUUUAACUAUGCUUUGAAUAUUGUAUUUUUUGUAUUUUAUCUUUGUUUGUAUUGUACACUGCUUUGGUGACCUCAGGCUGUCAAGCAGUUUAUACAUUUGUACAAUAAAUAAAAUAGUAGCUCCCCUUAAAAACUAACAAUUAUUGUGGCAGUCCAUGAAAGGUUAUACCAUCAUAAAUGUGUUGGUCUUUAAUGGGUGCAGCAGUCUGUUUGUUUCUUUAUAAAUAAUGUUGGUUCCUGGUCUUGAGCCCUGUGGGAGGGGAUUGCUAGCUGAUGGUGGGUUGUUGUUGUUGUUUAGUGUGGGUCUCCCCCUGCCCAUUGCCUGAUUCUCAGGAGUAUGAAUAGUUGUCGCAAGUUUUCAUUGUCUUUCAAAAACAGGUUGGAUGUUCAUCCAGAACAAGAGCUGGGUUGCUUUUUAUUGCGUUAGUUGCUAAGCACUUGCCAGAACAGGUGGUGGAUGGUGAUCUGUGGAUUUUGGCUUCUGAAAUGGAUAUUCAUGUUAAUACCCCUUCUCUCUCUCUGUCUCUCUUUCUUUCCUCCCCCUCCUUUGUGUUGCCAUAGGAGCUGAAGCUGCCCGUGUACAAGGCCCAUUCUCCGCAAAUCGGGAUGCGGCGCUAUUUUGCUGA